Molecule: messenger RNA, 2988 nt
Organism: Drosophila erecta
Lineage: Eukaryota; Metazoa; Arthropoda; Insecta; Diptera; Drosophilidae
Gene: Mov10
Product: putative helicase mov-10-B.2
Exons: 4
Coding region: 145-2580 (811 amino acids)
Biological process (GO): regulatory ncRNA-mediated post-transcriptional gene silencing
Cellular component (GO): P granule; cytosol
Molecular function (GO): RNA binding; 5'-3' RNA helicase activity
Source: RefSeq, a predicted model, not a curated record
GCGCCAAAUUAUCCGCCUCUAGAAAACUAACGGAACUUUUAAUUUCAUCGAAUUGGUUUUUCUCCAAAAAGCGGCGCAGUUCUCCUCGUCUUCGUCUAAAUGUAUGUGGUUAAAUCUGUGUGACUGACUUUUAGCAACCAAACAAUGUACGAAAUUAAGAAUUUGGAAUCGUUAGAUCGACAGUUAUCGAGUAUAGCUCACCAUGGAGUUCCUUUGGAAAAAAAUGAUAAAACUACGUUCAUUUUGUGUCCAAAAGCCAAGCAAUGCAAACCUCUGGGGAAACAACAGAAACUUUUAUCCCUGAUGCACAGUCUGCCAUAUUAUCCGCCAAGUAACAAAAUGGUGCAGGCUCUGCCCACUAAAUUCACGGACACAGAUUUGACCGUAAAUAAUAUUGUAUUCGCCGAGUUUUUGCAUACCAAACGCUUGGAGUUUUAUAAUGUAUGCUCAGUGAUGCAAACGCUGCUAACCAUCGAGGACCUGUCCGUCAUGGCUCUGUACGCUGAACUGAUCCAGGCUGAUGUGUCUGUGCAGCGGGUCUCCAAGCUGUUAUAUAAAAUUCCUCUUAAGAGCAAGCUAGUGAAUGCAGAGGACAUUGUUGCUCCCAAUCUGGACGAAGUGGUGCUGGUGCCCAAGUCCAGCCUGUUGGCAUCUCCACUACCUGAACAAUUGGUGCUGGCCCUGCUUCCGCAUCCUCACGAAAAUUUGGAGUCGGGCCAUCCGAUGCGUCGGCUUGUGGCCGGUGUGGAGCAGGUCAGCCGCACCACUGUUCACGUGCGCUUCACACGCGGAAACUGUCCAAAGGAAGCGGUUUUGGUGGGCCAGCGCUUCUACGUCAUAAUCCGCUCCAAACGCACUUCAAUGCGAUACAUGUACCGCGCACUCAAGUUGCUCCAGGAGAGCCCCUUGGUGCGCCGCUACCUAUUUCCCUUUCCCAGCUGGCUGACGCAGAUGGUGUACAAUUCCCAGAGGUUAGGCGUCAAUUUGCCCAGUUGGAUGCAAGCGAAGCCAUUAAAACAGCCAACUACUCCGAACUCACUCUCCCUUCUGAAUUCGACCAUCUUUUCCAACGCUGAGCAGUUAGAGGCCGUACAACGCAUUGUUGCGGGACCAAGUACUCAGGGACCAUACAUCCUGUUUGGACCACCAGGCACUGGCAAAACCACUACCAUUGUGGAGGCCAUUCUACAGCUGCGCCUUCAAAAACCACAAAGCCGUAUCCUCGUUACCGCCGGUUCGAACUCGGCCUGCGACACAAUCGCCCUGAAGCUUUGCGAGUAUAUAAAAAGCAACCCCCGCCUUCAGAAGCACUUUGCUCGGCAGAAGCUCCCAAUGCAGGAUCACCAGUUGAUCCGCGUGUACUCGCGCAACAUUUAUAGCAAGGGACUUAAGUCCGUGCCGUCACUGCUGCUGAAUUAUUCCAAUUGCUCGCAGCGCAUUUACAAGCAUCUUAGAGGGUCAUGUAUUCUGGAUUACGGCAUAGCGGUGGCCACGCUCUGCACGGUGGGUCGCUUGGUCUCUGAUAACCUUGCCAAGUACAACUUCUUCACCCACAUUUUCAUCGAUGAGGCGGGCGCUGCAACUGAACCCGAAACUUUGAUCGGUAUAAUGGGUAUAAAGCAGACAGCGGAUUGUCAUGUGAUCCUGUCCGGAGAUCAUAAGCAGCUCUGCGCCGUGAUAAAGAGUAAUCGAGCUGCAUCUCUGGGAUUAAGCCAGUCUCUAAUGGAGAGGCUUCUUCGAUCCGAUUGCUAUAAAUUUGAUGAAAACGGAAACUACGAUCGUACCCUGCAGACGCGUCUGCGUCGUAAUUAUCGAUCCCAUCCGCAGAUUUUGGGCCUGUUUAAUAAGCUCUACUAUAACGGAGAGCUGAUCUCUGAGGCACCUGCUAGGAAUGUGAAUAUAGCGGCCAACUGGAGCCUUCUGCCCAAUCCAAACUUCCCGAUAAUAUUUCAGGCUACUCAUGGAGUAACCGAACGGGAGCAGCACACCACUAGCUCUUACAAUAAUCUGGAGGCAGAAGUAACAUGUUGGUAUGUAAAACGCCUGAUUAGCGGAAAGAUAGUGAGACAGGAGGACAUCGGCAUUGUUGCGCCGUAUUCCGCUCAAGGUAAAGUAGUUACCAACUUACUCCAAAGCCGGGGACUAUCAAAUGUGGAGGUUGGCAGCGUGGAGAGCUAUCAGGGUCGCGAAAAGACUGUAAUCAUUGCAAACUUGGUUCGAUCCUUUGCAAAUAUGGGGUUCCUGCGUAAUCCCCGCCGUGUGAACGUUCUUUUGUCAAGAGCUAAGGCACUGCUGAUCCUGGUUGGUAAUCCGGUCACCCUUCGUCAUCAUCGGGACUUCAAGUUCAUAAUCAAGGAGUGCAAAAAACAAGGCACAUAUCUUUUCAAGAAUAAGCGGAAACCGCAUAUCCUGCCUGACAUUAAGGAUGAUGAAUCAGAUGAGUCGAGCAGUGAUUCGGAAGACGAGGAGCUUACUCCUUGGUCUGCCAGAAUGCCACAGGACAUUGACAAAAUAAAAGCGCAGGUCAACAAUGAACAGGACCAGCUCGCUGAAUCCAUUCUGAAACUGCAGAAAUUGUAAGACUUAUGUAUAAGUUGUAUAAGUAGGCUAAGUUGAAAAUGACAGACUACGAAAAGUUCAAGGCAUUAUCGUGUCCAUAAGAUGAACCUCUAGAAGAGAUGUAAUGAAACCAAAUCUAAUUUAUUGGAUGCUCAGACAGCACCAAGCUAUGCCAUCCGUAAACCUGAAGUUUUUGUUAUGUUUUAAUAUAAGUUUCUGAAAACAAGUAUGCAGUCAUAGAUUAAGUUACGAAGAAGAAUACCCAAGAUAUUCCAUUUGGUGUCCUGCAAAUGGAGAAAGGAAAACAUUUGAUUCAAGCUUUGUGUAAGAAAUGGACCAAUGAAAUUCAAACGGAUGUGUUCUCAUGAAUGUUAAGUCAAAAUCGUCGUUUAAAUUUAAUUUUUUUAUAUUCAACCAAAUCGGUGAUGC